Emericellopsis atlantica is the source of this 910-nucleotide messenger RNA. RefSeq lists its product as uncharacterized. Gene Ontology annotation, biological process: L-histidine biosynthetic process; L-tryptophan biosynthetic process. Gene Ontology annotation, cellular component: cytoplasm. Gene Ontology annotation, molecular function: 1-(5-phosphoribosyl)-5-[(5-phosphoribosylamino)methylideneamino]imidazole-4-carboxamide isomerase activity. The coding region runs from base 101 to 880 and encodes 259 amino acids. NCBI's taxonomy places the organism in Eukaryota, Fungi, Ascomycota, Sordariomycetes, Hypocreales, Bionectriaceae. The transcript is spliced from 2 exons. The record is from RefSeq and is a predicted model, not a curated record.
GGCUGCAUAGAGUCAUAAUUAGUAAACCAGCACCAGCAUUUCCACCAACGCCGAAUACUUGGCGACCAAGACCUCAUCGCCAACAAUCGAGAUUCACAAGAUGACGAGGUUCCGCCCAUGUAUCGAUCUCCAUGCGGGAGAGGUGAAGCAAAUCGUUGGUGGUACGCUCGACAGCACAUCGGAGGCUUUGAAAACCAACUAUGUGUCGAAACUCCCAGCUUCGCACUAUGCAUGCAUGUACAAAGAGAAUGCACUCACCGGCGGCCAUGUCAUCAUGCUAGGCCCCGGGAACAGCGCGGCUGCGACAGACGCUCUACAAGCAUGGCCGGGUGGUCUUCAAUUGGGAGGAGGCAUUUCAGAUACAAAUGCGCAGAGCUGGAUAGACGCCGGCGCAGAAAAGGUUAUCAUCACCUCGUUCCUCUUUCCUGAGGGCAAGUUCAGCCAAGAACGCCUGGAUGCUGUGCUGGGAGCCUUGGGCGGCGACAGGACAAAGCUCGUCAUUGACAUCAGCUGUCGUCGACAAGGCGAUGAUCGCUGGUUCGUGGCCAUGAACAAGUGGCAGACUAUAACCGAUAUGGAAGUCACGCAAGAGUCCAUCAAGUCGCUAGAGCCGUAUUGCUCAGAAUUUCUCAUCCACGCUGCUGAUAAUGAGGGCCUGCAAAGGGGAGUCGAUGAGAAACUUAUCGAGCGGCUAGCUCGGUGGUGCUCGAUACCCGUCACGUACGCUGGCGGUGGUCGAAGCCUGGACGAUUUGGAGGCGGUCAAGCGUCUGAGCCACGGCAAAGUCGACCUCACCAUUGGCAGCGCACUCGACUGUUUCGGUGGCCAAGGCGUCAAGUUUGAUGAUUGUGUGGAGUGGAACAAGAAGCAAGGUGCGUGAUGAUGGCCUUCGCCAGAAAACGGGAUACGU